AUGGCUGCCGCCCGGGCGGGAUCUGUGGAGCUGGCCUUUGCUGAGUCGGCGCCGGCUUGGCUGCCGCGCAGCGAGCAGUUCCCCAGCAGGGGGGUGUAUGAGCCCCCGGCAGGCCACGCCUACUCCUUCCACUGCGGCAUCUUCCGCUUCUGCUGCCGCAAGCCGCCGUGCUAUGCCAGCCUACGAGUUUCUAGGAAUCAGCUACCCAGGAAAAAUGAUUUUUAUUCAUAUGAGCCACCUUCUGAGAAUCCUCCCCCAGAAACAGGAGAAUCGGUGUAUCUCCAACUUAAGUCUGGUGCUCAUCUCUGCAGGUUUUGUGGCUGUUUAGGCCCCAAAACUUGCUCUAAAUGCCACAAAGCGUAUUACUGCGGCAAGGCGCAUCAGACCCUAGACCGGAGAUUGGGACAUAAGCAGGCUUAUGCACAACCAGAUCAUCUGAACUUUACAACUCCAGACCACAACUUCCUUUUUCCAGAAUUUGAAAUUGUAAUAGAAACAGAAGAUGAGAUUAUGCCUGAGGUUGUGGAAAAGGGAGAUUAUUCAGAGAUUAUAGGGAGCGUGGUUAAGCAGGUCCAGGACUUCAUUCAUUAAGUGGUUCAACUUCAUGCUGGGAAGAAAGGUCUCCAUGUGUCUAGAAGAGAGGUACUGAGAGGAAGACUCACUUUGGAGGCUGGAGCCUACAAUUUUCAGAUAUUGCCUCAGGCAAAACUAUACUUCCUGGACUUUGUUUGCUAACAUAUAUCAUGUGUGUUCUGCUCCCUAUAAAGACAAGGGGGUGGGGUAUCCAAGUGGUCCCACGAAUAGGGCUACACAAGAUGCUGGAGGCUUGGUAAGUUCCUCUGGGUCCCAGAUCAGUUUCUCAGGUCGGGAUAGUGUGAGUGCCUAGCACCGUGUCAGGCAGAAGGGCCCCUUAGUAGUGUCUCUUUCAUCUGGCCAGUUUUAGAUACACAAUUUUGUCAGUUUCUCUACAGUGCGUACUCUUGGGUAGUGCCUGUGCUGACCAAGUAUCUUAGAGGCUUAUUUUAUUACAGUAGCCAACAUUUAUCCAGCACUUACCUUAUAUAAAG
Macaca mulatta (Rhesus monkey) is the source of this 1067-nucleotide messenger RNA. Its product is annotated as programmed cell death protein 2-like. NCBI's taxonomy places the organism in Eukaryota, Metazoa, Chordata, Mammalia, Primates, Cercopithecidae. Gene Ontology annotation, cellular component: nucleus. The record is from RefSeq and is a predicted model, not a curated record.